AUGCCGAGUUUCUGGAACCGUUGGUCGCUCAGCGGAAGCAACGAUAUUCCCAAGCAGGACAAGAGCGUUCUGUCUGAUAUACAGUACGGCUCACAGAAGCUGGGUAGAUUGGGAAGUGCAAGUGGGCGAAGUCCCAAGGAGCCAGAUUCUCCCGUCGCGACUUCCCCGGUCGACGGACCGACCACCGGCGAGCAAACAACGCAAGAAACGCACCAAGACUUAAGCGGGCGUACAAUCCCUCUGCCACCACCACCUCCAAUCCCUGAGAGCGAGCCUCUCGAAGCACCGACUGGCCGCAAAUCUACAGAUUCACGUCCACACACCACGGGACGCAAGUCUUUUGAUCGUAUUCGGCAUUCGAGAAGGUCCUCCGAUCUUCAGCGUACGAACAGCAAACCAAGGCGUUCAGGCAGUAUGCGCCGUGCAUACAAUUACAUGUUUGGCGGCAGCCACGGCAACCAGAAAGAGCAGGCCGACGAUUCGGAUGCACAGACUAACAAGGAGAAUGUGAAACCUGAGAACGCUUCAAUCACGCGGGGCCCUCCGCCAACUUCAGCUUCAGCUGAGAAUGGAGAGCAUGACGUCUUUCACGAAGUCUCGGAAAUUCCCUCGGAAAGUUCGAAGAAGGCAGAACAGUCUCCUGAGAAGCUCAAGGAGGACCUAGCUUGGUACAAAAAAGAGUUGGAAGAGGCUGCCACCCUCAUCAAGUCUCAGCAUGAAGCUAUUGAAAAUUCUCACAAGAAGACAGACGAGCUUCAGAAAGAGUUCGAAGAGAAGAACGCCACGCUUCACCAACAAAAAAAGGCUAUCGAGGACCACAUGGUCUCCGUUGUUGUGCAGCAGGUAAAGGAGGCCAGAGAGUCCGAACGCAAAGCUGUCAUGGCAGAAUGCCAGCAGGAUUACUCGUCACAACUUGAGGAUAUGCGCAAAGCACAGAUGAGCGAAUCGAUGGCCAUGAUUCGAGACCGGGAUGCAGCGCGUGAGGAGCUAAAGUCUCUCAAGGCUCGCAACGUUGACCUUGAGAUGGCCAGCAAUGGCGAGCUUACCGCUCACAAGUCACGUAUUGGUGACCUAGAACGAGGACUCAUCGACAAGCAAGCUGCUCACGACGAGAUUUCUAAACAGCGGGCAGACCUUCACGUGCAACUGAACGAUGCCUCAGCCAAGAUCGCCGAUCUCGAAGCUGAUCUUUCCGAGACCAACAAUGUCAAAGCCGAAGUGGAAGAACUCCGCAGUCAACUCGACGAACUAAAACGGGAGCGGUCUACAUUUACAAAGGCUCUCGAGUCCACAAAGGCGAACCAUGGUGUCGUGGUAUCACAACUCACGACGCAGCACGAAAACUCUAAAGCUGCUCUUGCCAAUGCAGAAGCCUCCAAUGAGCAAAUCAAGGCCCAGAUGGCUGGCCUCAAGGAAGAUCUCUCAGAGCAGCUGAACAUCUUGCGCGCAGAAAGAUCCACGUUGAGUGAAGAGCUUGCUGCCGCCAAGGCUGCUGCUGAGUCUCUUACAACCGAGCAUACGUCUCAGGAAGAAACUCUCAAAGCCGCACUUGCCACCGCAGAGGAAUCAAAUCUCCAGCUCAAGGGCCAGCUUGAAGAGCUCCAAGCUAGUCUGGAGACAGCUGGUACCAGUUCCAAGGAUCAACUUGAAGCUUUCGAGUCACACAAGUUAGAGAGCCAGAAAGCGUUAGAUGUUGCCCUGCAAUCAUCUCAAGCUGCUACAGCAGAUUUAGCGAACAUAAAGGCAUCCCUCGAAGAAACAAAGGCCGCUUUGAAAGAUGCCCAAGAGCAACAUGAGCUAGUAAAAUCACAGCUCGCUGAAAAGGAUGAUGCCCACGGCAAGGCUCUAGCAGUGCUUGAGGCUGAUCUUGCAACCCAUAAAGAUCAUCGCGACCAACUCCUUUCAUCCUCUGAAGAGAAAGCAGCCGCUAUUUCCAGCCUUACCACCGAUCGGGAUGAGCAAGCUAAGGCACACGAGGAUGCGAAGUCGAAGAUUGCUCAACUUGAAUCGAAGCUCUCAGAGUCUGAUGCCGUCGUUGCUGAGCGGGACUCCCUUGUACAAGGUCACGACGCAACGAAAGCACAGCUUGCAGAGGUGGUCAAAGAACGUGACGGAUUAUUGGAAACUCAUGCGUCGACUGAAGCUAAGCUGACGGAGAUCACUGCUAUGCUUGCUGAGGCCGAAGCUUCCCUUUCAGAACACAAAAGUGCUGCAGAAGCUAGCGAGCAGAAGCUUGCUGGCGUGACGGUAGAGCGAGAUGGACAUGCGGAGUCUCUUGAGUCUGUCAAGUCAGAGCUCGACAAACUUACCAUCGAACGCGAUGCCCAUGUCAAAGCUCACGACGCUACCAAGGUUCAGCUGGCGGAUUUAACAGCUUCUCGAGAUGCCAGUAUGGAGAAGGUCGAUGGCAUUAGGUCUGAAUUAGACACAAAAACAGCAAAGGUGGAGUCUCUCGAACAGAGGCUCGCCGAGAUGGAGAAUGAAAUAGCCAAAAGUGUUGCAUCACUUUCUACGAAGGACGAAGAGCUGAAGGAAGCUUUAAAAAGGACUUCCGACGUCGAAGAUGUUGCGAAGGAGCUAGAAGACCAGAAGGCUGCUGCUGCUACUCUCACAACAAACCUCGAAGCAACAAAAAAAGAGCUCGAGGCUGCGCAGACUGAGAUUACUGCGUCCAAGGUCCAAGUCGAAGAGCUUUCGAAGAUCGUGGAAGUGUCCAAGCUACAGGUUGAAGAGAAAGCUACCAGGACGACAGACCUUGAGAACGAACUUGCCAAUGCAAAGGUCAUCGAAAGCAAAUAUGCCGAGCUCCAGCAAGAGCAAGCCAGCUUGAAAGAAAAGCAUGAUGAGCUUCAAACAGCUGUCACGAAGGCUCAAGACCAAGAGAAGAUUGCUGCAGAAGGUCUUGUCUCCCGGGAAGCUGAGGUUGCAGACUUGAAGGCUGAGCUAGAAGUCCUCAGCUCCAAGCUACAGCAAGCUACGGAAGCGUCGAAAGAGGCCGAAUCGGCCGUAUUGCAGAUUAAGGACCUAAAAGCUAAGAAUGCUGAGCUUAACGCAACUCUCAUUUCCUUGCAAGAGAAGUCAACUGAGGCCGAGAAUGCAAUGAAAAUGUCCGAGGAAGCAUCUGCCAGUGCUAAAGCAGCUGAGGCAAAGCUCCUUGAAACUGAGGCCAAGAAUGCCGAACUUGUAAAAGCUCUGUCUGCCUCCGAGGAAGAGUCACAGAGUCACAAAAAAUCAUUGGAGCUAGCCGAGCAGAGUCAACAGGAAGCUCGUGAUACGGCAGAAAAGCUGAAGUCUGCUGAAGCUCGCACUGCAGAAUUGGAGACUGAACUUGCUUCGCAGAAGGCACUCUCAGAAUCAAAUGGCCAGACACUCAAAGAUCUAGAGAAGGCUCACGACGAUGCGCGCACAGAUUUGAAAGCUAAAAUCUUGGAGCUGGAGAAUUCUCACGAGCAUGCCACUCAACUAAAACAAUCUCUUCAAGAUGCUAGAGUUAGUCAUUCAGCUACCCAGGAGCAGCUUACUGCUCUUGAGGCUGCGCACACAGCAAGCUGGGAGAAGGUCGCCGCAGAUGUGGAGAAGACGAAGAAGCGUGAGACUGAGCUCCUUACCGAAAUUGAUCAGCACAAGAGCGAGAAAGACGCACUGCAAGCCAAGCUUCUAACUUUUGAUGAGAAACGCCACGACUCAGUCGUGCCUGGCCCGGUCGACGUGACUACUGAAACUGAAAAAGUGGUAGACGAGCCUAAAAUUGACCACACGGGAGAUACACCGUCGUCCGAUGAAGUUUCCCCAAGCACCGUAGCUCCCACUAAUGAAGAUGCUGUCACCGAGGAAACAGAUAAGUCGAAGACAUCUGAAGGUCCAUCAACAUUGCAGAAGCUCGAGGGCGCGGUGGAGUCUGCGAUAAAGGCGACCGUCGAUACGGCAAACCAUGCAGUCAGUGCCACGGAUGAGGAGACAUCGAAUGCUGCCGCAGACACCGACAAAGUCGUUUCCACAGGCGAAACUUCUACGAGUAAGACGAGUAGUGAUGAUGAGAAAGACUCUCCGCGACCUUCGCCACGUAAAAGCGUCUCUUUCAAGGACGAUACUCCUGGACAAGACACAGUCGAUAGCGAGACUGCGCCAGCAGACUCUGCGCCCAUGGCGGUCCAGGCAGACAGUGUUGAAGAGCCUCCCCAGGCAGUAAAUAUAGAGUCCUCCGAGGCUGAUGAGCCUACUGGCACCGCGACUGCAACUAAAGCUACUGGCGAUGAGGAAGAGGAGGGUGGAGAGGAAGAAGAAGACGAAGACUCCGCGCCUCCCACCCCGGGCGGUAAGGAGAACAGCGAUCCUUCGACGCCAGCACCGAAGACAAAUGGCAAUGCCAAAAAGAACAAGAAGAAGAGCAAGGGAAAGAAGAAAUGAGACACGAUAACACCAAUUAUGUAGUGACGCCGCAAUGCUCACGCACAGCAGAAAGAUGUCUCAUGGAGACUGAGGACAAUGACGAACUUGCAAGGAGGACUAGAGGUUAAUGUUGGCGAACGCACGGGUUCGAUAAUUGCACUCUGAUUCUUUACACUAUAUUUAAUGUUGCUUUGAUCGAUUGAUUGGCUUUCUUGUUUGCGUCUGCUAGAUACCAUCUCAUACCUGCGAUCAUGAUGGCUUGUAUUAGGACUUCGCAUCAAUGCACGCAUAGUAC
Molecule: messenger RNA, 4684 nt
Organism: Pseudovirgaria hyperparasitica
Lineage: Eukaryota; Fungi; Ascomycota; Dothideomycetes; Acrospermales; Acrospermaceae
Exons: 3
Coding region: 1-4407 (1468 amino acids)
Source: RefSeq, a predicted model, not a curated record